GUGUGUGUGUGUGAGCCUCGCACGCGAAUUGUGUGUGUGAAUAAUGAAGAAGAAGCAGAAGCAGAAACAACAGCAGAGGCAAAGAGAGGUGCCAAGAGAAGCAUCGCCAGCAGCGACGGCGGCAGCGACAGCGACGGAAGCAGAAGCCGAGAGAGGUGUCGUUAGCAGCAGCAGUAGUACUUCGCGCCGCAGCAACAGCAGCAACAACAACAACAAAUAGCAAAAACUGAGCAGCGUUCGGCAAAGCGCAUCACUAACAGCAAGAAUAGCAACGGAAACAUCAUCAGCAGGUACAACAACAACGGUUUUAAAGCGCUGCCAGGCCGCGACGCCAUUUAGCGCCGGCGACAGCAGCAGUCGCAGCAGCAGCACCAGCAGCACCUGCAGGAGCAGCAUUGCCAGCAGCAGCAACAACAAUAACCAAAACAGCAGAAAACUGAACACAGAUGCAAAUAUGUCGAAAGCAACAACAGCACCGUCAGCAACAUCAACAUUAGCAGCAACAACAGCAGCAGCAGUAGCAGCAGCCAGCAGUAGCAAUGUCGCCGAUUUUAGCGCAUAUGAUUUUAAUGACAGCUCGGAUAAUUCCGAUACGCCUUUAGUGCCACGCGCGCCUUUUCUCAGUCGCGCCGCCGCUGCCGCAGCGGCAGCUGCAGCAGCAGCACUGAGUGCUAGCAGUGGCAGCAAUAGCGGUAGCAGCAACAGCAUUAAUAGGGGCAACAAUAACAACGCCAACAACAACAACACCAACACCAACAAUAACAACAACAGCGAAAACAUUGGAAAUGGCUUGCAACACAAUAGCAACAACAACAUCAGAAGUAGAAGCAGCAGCAACAGCACGCAAAGCAGCGACGACAGCAACAGCGAUGCAAUAGCGGCGCAGGCAGCGGCAGCAGCUGCAGCGCAGGCAGCAGCCACAACGGCGGCUGUUGCUGCCGCUGUCAAUGCAUUGCACAAUGGCAAACAGCAACAGCCGCAGCAACAUCAAAAUCAUUACAACAAUAACAACAACAACAACAACAACAACAACAACAACAAUGAAAGCACCAGCAACAACAACAAGCAGCUUGAUAAUGAAAGGGAUGAGGAGGAGGAAGACGAGGAGCAGUUGCUAGACGAGGACGACGAUGACUACGAUGAUGAGGACGAUGAUGAUGAGGAUGCUAUGGAACAGCAACUAGCCAACAACAACAUUAGCAGCAACAACAUUAACAAUAUGCAUAGCCUAACCACCGCCCCAGCAACACCAACAUUGCCCGCCGAUUUACGCCACGGACUCCACUUGCACGAUCACAGUCAAACGGAACAGGCGGACUACGAUGACGAGGAUGAAGACGAGGAUGACGACGAUGAAGACGAUGAGGAUGUGGACAGUCGCACAGCGUUGACUUCGGGGCAUCUGAGCGGCGCCGCUGCCGCCGAGAGCGGCGGCCUGCAUAUGAGUGCUGUGGCCGCUGCCGCAGCAGCGGCAGCAGCCGCCGCAGCAGCAGCAACUGCAGCUAAACUAAAUGCAGCAAACGUGGCAGCGGCCCAGCUGGAGAAUGCCCCGGUGCUAGACAUGGCUAACAAUGCAGGCAAUCUUGGAUUGGGCAGCAGCAACGGCGGUGGGAAUGGUGGCAGCAACAGCUUACCAGCGCCGAGCAACAGCAUUAUUGGUGGCAACAGCAACACUAGCUUUUCCACCAACAACAACAGCAAUCAUGCGCUCAGUUCGACACUCUGCAGCGUCAUCAACGAGCAGCAGCAGCAGCUAUCGCGGCACAGCGGCAACUCGCAUCACCAUCAACAACAGCCGCAACAGCAAAAUCAGCAUCAACAGCAGCAGCACCACCACCACCACCACUUGCAACAGCAGCACCAGCCACAGCUGCACCAUCAACAGUCGAGCAGUGGCAGUGGCAGCGGUAGUGCUGCCAGCGAACGACGCAAAUAUCGCCACCAGAAUUACAGCAAGAACAUUUACAUCGGCACAAAGAACGCCGAAAAGUGGGAGCACAUGCGCACCCGGCUGCAGUUCAAGAACGACGUCGAGUUCGUGGCCUACCUCCUCAACCUGGCCGACAACGACACGGAUAGACUAAACAAUUUGCCACCUCCGUCACCGGCGAACACGCCCACCAAAGGAUUCGAUGGCAACUUCAAGCUAGAGCCGAAUCUGAGCGUUAAGGACUUUGCGACACCGCCAGAGAAUGGCAAUGGCAGCUUGGAGUCAGCUGCUAGCAUGUCUGCUGCUAUGGCCACGCCGACGCCGCCACAACGCAAGCGCUACAAGAAGCGGGUCCAUUUCACAACCGAUGCACUUAAUGGCUAUGCCGGCGCUAAGGGUAAAGCUGGUCCUGCAGCUGGUUACAACAAGAACAAUAACAACAACAGCUUCGGCAGCACCUCUAAGACGAAGAAGCAGGAAGUGAAGGCAGCAGCAGCUGCCCUCAAAGCAGGCGCAGCAGCAGCCGCGGCAGCCGCCGCAGUAGCGGCCGCCUCAUCGGCGCUGCCGGAGGUGCUAGACUGCCGCAUCGCAGAGAAGAUUAAGAGCGAGCUGGAAGCAUGCAGCAAGGAGCCGCUACCAAGUGCACUUUGCCUCAAAAAAGCUGCAGCGGCAGCAGCGGCUGCUGCUGCGGCAGCACAACGCAGUGACGAGGAUGAGGACGAGGAGGAGGAACUUCAGCACCAGCAGCAGCAACAGCAGCAGCUAGCAGCGGCAGCAGCCGCCGCAGCAGCAGCAGCCGCUGCUCAUCCGACCACAGUAGCACCGACGAUGCUGCCCAACGCGGAUACGGUUGAUGCCAGCAGCGCCAGCAACGGCCAGUUAGGAAGCUUUCAUGUGCGCUCCAAGAGCCAAAACAGCAGCAAGAAGUCCCAGUCCGCCAAAGCAGCAGCUGCUGCGGCACCGGCUAUGAUGCCACCGAAUAGCUAUGACGAGCCCGAAGACGAUUCGGCUGCUGGUCCGGGCGAUGACGAUGAGGAGGACGACGAGGAGCUGGAUGAGGAGGCGCUAGCGCGUGAGAUGAAACUGGAGCAGAAUUUUGUGGAAGAGGAGGAUGAGCAUGACAUUGCGUUCAGAUCGCAGCAGUCGUGCCGCGAGUGCUCCAUCUCGCAUGAUCACAAGCUGUGCCCGCUGCGCAAUGCCUGUGGCAAUGUGACGGACGCAGUGGACCUGGCCGAGUGGAUUGAACGCCGCAAUCUGGAGGCGCUAGCCAAACUGAAGGCGGAUGCCCAGCGGCAGGCGAAGGUGGGCAGACCGCGCCACGUUGACGACGAGGAUGAUAUGGAGGACAUGGACAUGGACGAAUCAUCGCAGCUGUCCGAGCUAGAGACCAAGCCACUGAUAACAUUCGCCGAGGCUUCGGUGCCCGCCGAGUUCGAGCUUCACAACGUCGAGCCGAAUGUCACCGGCGUCUUCGCCCGCACCGAGGUCCGAGCCUACACGAAGCUGGGGCCGCUCAUCGGACAGCCGGUGCAGACCGGCGAGGUGCGUGAGGGCAGCGACAUGAAAUGGAUAUUCGAGAUGUGCGAGGCCGGUGCUGACAAAUCGUAUCUUCUCUGCUGCGAUAACCCCAAUGCCUCCAACUGGCUACGCUUCAUCCGCCCAGCGCCCAGCUACGAGGAGCGCAACGUGAACCUCGUGUCCAUCGACCGACAGGCGUACUUUGUGAGCUGUCGGGAUUUACGCAAUGGCAUGGAGCUGCUCUACUGGAGUGACGACUGCAACACUAUGUGGCGCAAGAAACACACCGAGAAGACAAACUGCGGCGGCUGCAACUUGAAGUUUGAGCACCCACUGUACUACCGUACGCACUGCUCAGUUUUUCACGAUCCAUCGAUGAGCCUCACAAUAAGGAAGUACCACUGCAAGGUGUGCGGCGAGGCGGUGCUCGGCAAGGACAACAUUAUGAAGCAUGCGGCCGAAAAGCACGAUGGCAAGGGGGCAUACCAGUGUCAGUUCUGCAACAAAUUCUUUCUACGGCUCAACUAUCUGGAGAUGCAUCGCACCUAUGGCUGUGCAUCGAAUCCAAAUCGUUCGCGGCCCGUUUGUGAUUUCUGUGGUCGGAAAUUCUGCCAGCCGCAGAAGCUCAAGGCGCAUAUUAAGCGUGUCCACAGUGAUAUGGCUGAAGUUUUACGAGAUUUUCAGUGUAAAUUAUGUUCAAAACUUCUAGGAUCGCGUGCGGCACUGCAGCGCCAUUCGAAGGAGGUGCACAGCCGCAACUCGACCGUGGUCAGUUGUCCGCGCUGCCAGAAACUCUUCCAGAAUCGCAGCAACCUGAAGAUACACAUGCUCACACACUCGGGCGUGCGGCCUUUCAAGUGCGCGGAACCAGAGUGCAAUGCCGCCUUCACCACAAAGCAGUGCCUGCAGUUCCAUUACAAGAAGGUGCACAACUAUACGCAAGAGCAGAUGCCGAAGAUAGAGCGGAGUGUGGCCUAUACUUUCGAUGCCUAUUCGGGCGGCAUGAAGGUCGACUUUUUGGAGCAAGCACCGCGCCGGCGACGCAAGAGCCUAGAGGAUCAGAACCAAAACUCAAUGCUCAGCAGCUCCAUGCAGAGUGACACGGAAUAUAGUGAUGACAACAUAUUUGAGGCCAUCAAGAAGAGCGGCAAAUCGAUAAAGGACUUGUGCCGUAACGAACCAAAUCUGUCGCUGCUCAGCUCCAAAAUCUCUAGCAUAUUUGCCGAGAAAGUGCCCUCGGUGCAGCAGGCGGCCCUGGUGGGAGGUGCCACGACUGGCACCAGCCGUAAGCGUAAGAGAAAGAAGGAUCCGGCCUCGGCGCUUGUCGUCCAGCAGCAGCACCAACAGCAGCAGCAACAACAACAGCAGCAACAACAACAACAACAACAACAACAACAGCAGCAACAGCACCAACAGCAACAGCAACAGCUGCAGCACCAGCAACACGCACAGCAAUGCCACCAACAGCAGCAGCAACAGUUGCAUGGCGGCCAUUUGGAUCAGUCGCCCUCGCAUUUGUCACAUCACCAGGAACACCAGCAGCAGCACCAACAGCAACAACCCCACUAUCAUGCCCAUAGCCACGCACACGCUCAUGCGCACACGCACGCCCAUCAGCAGCAGCAGCAGCAACAACAACAGCAGCAGGCGGCCGCGCAUCACCAGCAGCAGCAACAGCAGCUGCACAACGCCGACGUGGAGGAGGAGAGCGUACGUCUGGAGCAGGUGCGCCGCAAGCAAAACGCUCAGCUUAGCCUGGUCGAAUCGUUCCUGACCACCACCGCGCAGCGUCUGAGUGCCCAGCAGCAAGUGCAGCAAGUGGUUGCUGCGGCAGCCGCCGUUUCCGCCAUGGCCGGCGCCGGCGAGGAUCCCGCCAAGCUUGGCCACAUGAUGGGCCACAUGAGCGGCGUGGGCGUAGGAGUAGGCGUGGGCCUGGAUGAGGACGAUGACGAUGAUGAGGAUGACGAGGAUACCACAGCGCAUCACUUGCAUCACCAACAACAGCAACAGCAGCAGCACCAGCAGCAACACCACUCGCAUCACCACGGUCACACGCAUGCUCACCAGCACACACAGCAAUCGUCACAGCAGCCGCACAACGACACGGGCUAUCGCCACGGCGCCGCCAUGAAUGCGGCUCUUGGCCAGAAUCUGGUCGUCAGCAAGGGCAGCAAGAAGUGGAUCGGCGCCGACGAUCACCAUCUGAGCGACAGCGGCGAUGUGGCCAACGAUGCCACUGUCAGCAGUGGGGCUGGUGGUGGUGGUGUUGCUGGCUGUGGUCAGCUAUCGGGCGGCGCCGGCGCUGGCCAGGAUCUUGGGUUUGCUGUGCCCCCCAGCGCCGUGGAAGAGCAUAGCAAACUGCUGGGGCAGAACCGUGACUUCUUGGCGCGGCUCAUGAGCAGCGCUUCGGCCAGCCAUGUUAGUCACCAGCAUCAGCAUCAGCAUAGCGCUCACAGCCGCGAGGAAGACGAGAACAGCUCCUUUCUGGAUGUCGUCGAGUCCAAUAAUAAUGCGGCUGCUGCUGCGGCAGCUGCUGCCGCAGCCAUGUCCCAGUACCACCACAGUGCGGCAGCCAAUGGUGGAGCAGCAGGCGCUGGUGGUGGUACAAGCAGUGGCGGUGGCGGUGGCAGCGGCGGUGGUGGCGGUGGCGGUAAUGGUGGUAUUGGUGGUGCAGCUGCUGGCAAUCAUACACCGACUGGCGCGCCCACUGCGCCCAGCAGCGUGGAGCCGCCGCAAAUGCAAAUGAACUCGCUCAGUCAUUCGCAGUCAUUCAUGAGCUCCUUCUACAACAAUGCCAACGCAAGACUGAGCGGCGCUGGCACUGGCGUCGGCGUCGGCGUUGGCGUCAGUACCAACUCCUCCUCUGCCAGCAUGCUAGUGGAGGCAGCCCUCAACUCCGUUGGCAACAUGAUUGACAGCGAGAGCAGUGAUCUUAAGGUACCCACCGAGAACCACAUAAAUAGCGAUAGUCCGAUGAGCGCGCAUGUAGAUACGGAGGCGCAACGCUUUGGUAGCGGCGGCGGUGGUGGUGGUGGAAGUGGAGCGAAUGGUGCUGGCAUUGGCACCACCAUGGACAACUUAGAGAACGAAUUGAAGAUGAUGAAGAACCUGGGCAGCUUUCCCAUGCAGAUACCGCCAUUGCCUAUGUUCCAGGGAGCAUGCAAUAUUUCGCCGAACGCCUCAACGCCCACCAAUCCGCAGAGCAAUCAAAACCAGAACGAUGUAGAUGUGGAUGCCGGCAGCACGCCGCGUCCCCACCAUCCGGAUUCUGAUGGUUUCUCUUCGUCGCACCACCGGACACCGCCCUCGCCGCCGCCCAUAUCGCCGGGUCGCGACUAUGGAGGCAUGUUUGGUGCAGGCAAUGGUGCCGGCGGACCCGGCUCUAACAGCACGCCUGCGGGCAGCUCCAGCGGAGGUGGUGGUGCUCCAACGACGGGCAACAAUUUAUCCGCAUCACCUCUGCCGGCAGCGCUGCAACCACAGCGACGCAACGCUUCCAGCGUGGGCAGCACAUAUCCGGAGCACGAGCUCAUCUCGCCAGCCUCCUCGCCAAGCAUUCCGCGCUACAACUUCAACGGCGACAUGAUGCGUCACAAACGCGCCGUUCAGGAGCACGAGCAGCAGGAGCGACGCCACAAUAUCUCGCGACACAACCAAAUGUCCAGCGACGAAGAGAACAGCAUUAUGCCACAGAACAGCGCUGGGCAGGAUAUGCGCAUGAAGUUCCCGCAAUCACAGAUCGAUCUCAUGUACUCCAAAUAUGAGAGUAUGGCCAGCAAUUUGAAGUACAACAGCCAAGACCUGGACUCACCGGCCGAGUAUCGCCAGAGCAGCAAUAGCAAUGCGGCAAGUGCUGCUGCUGCUGCUGCUGCUGCUGCCAGCGCUGCGAACGACAUGUCGGAUCUUCAAGGGCUGGACAUGAGCUCACGGUCGAAUGCGACGAGCAACUAUCAUCAUAACUUCCAGCUGCCGAGCAGCCGGUACCAUCAUCACAUCUACGACAUACUCUCAGAUCGCGAGCAGAACCAGCAAGCACAGGCGCAGCAGCAGGCACCGGCAUCGGUGGUGCAUCAGCAGGAGCAUGGUAGUCACAGUGGUCACAGUAGUCAGCUGGCCAUGCAGCAGCAUCAAUCGGCGACGAUGCACAACAUGCUCAGCGAACAGCUGGGCGAGCAAGAGCACGAUCAGACCACAUCGGUGGAUCUUAGUCGCACCGCUAACUAUGUGGUGUCGUCGCCGCCGCAGCUGCCCUACAACCAUCCGCAUCACGAUAUGCUGCGCAUGGCCUCGCUGGACCUGACACCUAAUUCAGCCAACAUGGCGGUGGGAAACAAUCGUUCGUUUCUCUCCUCACAGAUGCAGCACCAGAGUCGUGAGAGCCUAGAGCAUCAUCGACUGCUCUCGACAGUCGAACAACAUCGCAUAUUGGCCGCCUCGAAUGCGGCUGCGGAUCAGCACCGGCUUCUCGUUGAUCCCACUGCCCACCUGCUAAUGGAGCAAAACAAUCGAUUGCUGGGCACCGCAGAUCAAUCACGUCUCCUUGGCGAAUCGGCGGCGGCAGCUGCCCAGAACCGACACAUGGCUAGGAGCUUUGGAGCCUAUCAUCAGGUGGCAUCCAGCAACUAUCACCCGGGCGUACGGCCGCCGCCGGUGCUGCCUUCGGCAAAUCAUCAUGCUUCCAAUCCGUCUAACUAUCAUCCAUUUCCCGCCUACUACUAAUGGGCAUCCUUGAUCUAUCGAUCACCAUUCGCAAAGUCCAAUAAGAAUGAAAACGAAACGUGCAAUCGAUCCCAAAAAGCAGUUAUAGUCAAUCCAGCUCAGUUUAUAUACACAUACAUAUAUAUUGUAUCGCAAACUAUAUAUACAUAUUUGUUUUUACUUUAAUUACAUAAACGCUAAAUAUACGAUUCUUUGAAUAAUUUACUGCUAAAAGACGAUAUGCUAGGAACUAAGUAUUAUAUGUAUAUGUAUAUGCGGAGACCUAUUAAUAGUUAAACGGGACUACGUGCAAUUAAAGUAUUUAUAUACAUACAUACAAACAUAUAUAUAUUCUUUUUUCCAUUAGUUAUCGUCUGGCUUCGACCUAUGUAUACAUGUGUUUAGUAUCCACGAAUCUUUGAUUAUAUAGAUCAAUUUGAAACGCAAACAUAUACAUUCAUAUAUGCACUAUAUGUAUGUAAAUAUAUGUUUCUAACGUAACAAAUCUGGGUUCCUCUGUUUUAUUCGCAUCUAUUUCUACUAACAAAUCACAAAUAAUUCAUUAUAAGCUGUACGAGAAAACCAAUUACAAGAUGUCGCAUUAUGUUCAGUUUUCCUAACGUCCAUUUAAAUUAUAUGUGAAACUUAUUUAAUUAACAAAAAUAAAAUUAUGAAGAAAUAGAAAUGAAUAAAAAAGAACCAUAAAGUGUGCCAAUAUGUUUAAGUGUACAUUUUUUUUUUU
This is a messenger RNA of Drosophila mojavensis, 8888 nucleotides long. RefSeq lists its product as uncharacterized. Gene Ontology annotation, molecular function: transcription cis-regulatory region binding. NCBI's taxonomy places the organism in Eukaryota, Metazoa, Arthropoda, Insecta, Diptera, Drosophilidae. The transcript has 8 exons. Gene Ontology annotation, cellular component: nucleus. The record is from RefSeq and is a predicted model, not a curated record. Gene Ontology annotation, biological process: regulation of transcription by RNA polymerase II.